AUGGAGACCCAGAGGGCCAGCCUCUCCCUGGGACGGUGGUCACUGUGGCUACUGCUGCUGGGACUAGUGCUGCCCUUGGCCAGAGCCCAGGCCCUUAGCUACAGGGAGGCCGUGCUUCGUGCUGUGGAUCAGCCCAUUGAGAAGUCCUCAGAAGCUAAUCUCUACCGUCUCCUGGAGCCAUCUCCCCCCAGCCUUGGCCACACUGAUGAAGACCUGGAUAGCCCGAAGCGUGUGAGCUUCAAGGUGAAGGAGGCGGUGUGCCCCAGGACGAGCCAGCAGGCCCUGGAGCAGUGUGACUUCAAGGAGAAUGGAGUGGUGAAAAAAUAUGGGGUGACAGUCACCAUGGACCAUUGGAACAAUGUAUUCACAUAAGCCGUUAUGAGCUUAAGAGUUUCAGAAAAUUUGGCACAUCACUGUUCAAUCCCAUGAGGAGUCCCUGGCGGUGGUUCCCUCCACCAAUCUCCCUGCUCCACGGUUAGCUCCAGAAAUAGUACCUCCAUUUCCAUUCCCCAGGCCAAAGUUGAACAAUAUGCAGAUAACUCCCUCAUAGAGGUUUUUGGUGAAUCAGAAGCUCAGGGAAGACCUCUUGGGAUAUGUUUUGCCCUGUG
This is a messenger RNA of Cervus elaphus (red deer), 608 nucleotides long. RefSeq names its product cathelicidin-5-like. Gene Ontology annotation, molecular function: lipopolysaccharide binding. Gene Ontology annotation, cellular component: extracellular region. The coding region runs from base 1 to 372 and encodes 123 amino acids. Gene Ontology annotation, biological process: antimicrobial humoral immune response mediated by antimicrobial peptide; defense response to Gram-positive bacterium; innate immune response. NCBI's taxonomy places the organism in Eukaryota, Metazoa, Chordata, Mammalia, Artiodactyla, Cervidae. The record is from RefSeq and is a predicted model, not a curated record. The transcript has 4 exons.